This is a messenger RNA of Penicillium robsamsonii, 402 nucleotides long. RefSeq lists its product as uncharacterized. The transcript has a single exon. The record is from RefSeq and is a predicted model, not a curated record. Lineage: Eukaryota; Fungi; Ascomycota; Eurotiomycetes; Eurotiales; Aspergillaceae. The coding region runs from base 1 to 402 and encodes 133 amino acids.
AUGUCGUCGGUUUCAAUAUAUGCCUCCAUCAGCAACAGCGAUGGUGUUUACAAACACUGGGGUGUGUUCAUCAAUGCGCCCCGAGACGAAGACAAAGUUUUGCUCCAAGUGACGGGAUCAGAUGGUCGGUUCCGCUAUGAGCUGGAAACAAGAGAUGUCCGACAAUCGGAAAAACUGGUGGAGUUGCUUCCUCUCUAUGAUGUGGACGUCGCCAAAACCAACACUAUCAAGACUGUCGCUAGUCAAGUCACCGUUCACAAUGAGAUUCGGGGGUGGAAUUGCCAAGACUACGUGCUUGAUCUUCUGGAGGCGCUAGAAAAGGAAGCGAUAGUGAAUAGCAAAGACGAAAGUUACAAGAAGCAGAAGGAUUUGCUUCAUGGGAAGCAGGAAGGACUGGCAUAG